This is a messenger RNA of Pecten maximus, 442 nucleotides long. RefSeq names its product egg peptide speract receptor-like. Gene Ontology annotation, cellular component: membrane. The transcript is spliced from 4 exons. The record is from RefSeq and is a predicted model, not a curated record. Bases 14 to 442 code for a protein of 142 amino acids. NCBI's taxonomy places the organism in Eukaryota, Metazoa, Mollusca, Bivalvia, Pectinida, Pectinidae.
GAAGAACAACAGCAUGGGAGCGAUUCAGUUUUGUUUACUAAUACUUGUUGUUGUUUCAACAGAAUCAACGGAAUCCGUAAAAUUUUCUGUGCGCCUUGUGAACGGCACCAAACGUUCGGGUAUGGUUGAGCAACUUGUUGGAUCGACAUGGGAGUCAUUAUGUGGAGGUGUGUGUUGGACAGCCGAAAAUGCUCGUGUCACCUGCAAAGAAUUGGGAUUCCAAGGAGGAAGUCGGCCUUCCGAGGACAGGAGAGUUAUUGGUGAUUAUGCUGCGGGAAGAUAUUACUGCCAUGGAAACGAAAAUUAUUUACGCAAUUGUGAUCAGAUCAGCAAUUGCUCACCAACUCCAUGUAUAUACGGGGCUCAAGUCAUUUGCCAAGAUAAAGAUGCAACAAUCAUGUUUCUGCAGCACAUACUGCACCAAUCAUCAUUAGAUGUCUGA